AUGUCUGCAGUAGGCAGUAACAAGAGCUUAGCUGAUUAUUCAUGUUUCUUAGUGCACAAAGCAAUACUUGCUAUUAGCAAAGAAAUCACCUCAAUUACAUCUCUACGCGACGGAAGCAUCUUAUUAUUGGUGAAAAACAAUGCAAUUGCUAGCCGUUUUUUGAAAACAACAUCAUUACCAGGAGUAUGUCAAAUCGAAUGCAAACUGCAUAGCACUCUCAAUCACGUGAAAGGUACCGUAUAUGCACCCUGUCUCAAUAACGUAGACGAAAAAGAAAUUGUCUCGGAGCUAAGUACCCAAGGUGUAGUAGGAGCAUAUAAAUUCCUAAAAACGGUAGAAGGAAAAUCUUUCCCAUGUGGAGUCGUUUUAUUAACUUUUGAUUUGUACAACCUUCCAACAAAAAUCGAUAUUUCUUGGCACUCUGUAAAAAUCAGAGAAUACAUUCCCAACCAGAUGCGAUGCAAGGCAUGCCAAAUUCUAGGGCAUACUGCAAAACACUGCAAAAACUCACCGAGUUGUGUUAUAUGCAACCUCCCACCCCACUCUCCAGCGCAAUGUACACGUAUCAGUUGCGCUAAUAGCCAAGAACAGCAUCCAGCCUCAGCAAAGGAAUGUAAGAAAUUUCUGCAAGCGAAAGAAAUAUUGAAAAUAAAAACGACAAAAAAAUGUACGAUGCGUGAAGCCAGACGACUAGCAGGCAGCUUAACUAACAACAACACAAUUGAGCAAUCUUACUCUUCUAUCACAACACGACAAACAAACAAUCUUGUUAAAGACUCCACUUACACACUCCCCGAACCAGCAUCAAACGAUGAAAAUACCUCCAGUACUCAAAGCAACAUUCCAACUCGCAAUUGUUCUCACCACUCUCCCAAAUCCCAACCCAACAACAUUAAUACAAAAUACAAUGUAGACGAAAUUAAACAGCAUAAAGCUAAUAAAGACAACGACAACAAAAUUACACACAAUUAUUCUUUCACCAAACAUAACAACAACUGCGCCCCACAAUCAGCAUCCGAAGCUUCUCAACACAUAACAACACUGAACCAGCAGCAAGAUGAACAACACGAGAGCUUUACAUCUCCAUAUAAUUCACCUCUACCAAGCAUUUUUGCACACAACAGCAAUACAACUAAUACUGAAGGAAUUAACUCUGAUAUAUCUCUAACGCCGCUACCUGCUGAACUCCAGCACUUAGCUCCAUUUCUGAAUUCACUUAAUUCAACGCCAUAUGGAAACAUAGAAAAAAAAAAUUAA
Molecule: messenger RNA, 1257 nt
Organism: Rhagoletis pomonella (apple maggot)
Lineage: Eukaryota; Metazoa; Arthropoda; Insecta; Diptera; Tephritidae
Exons: 1
Coding region: 1-1257 (418 amino acids)
Molecular function (GO): nucleic acid binding; zinc ion binding
Source: RefSeq, a predicted model, not a curated record